AUGGUGACAGCCAUUCUGGUGAUUCAGUCAACAGCCUGUUCGCUUGCUCUUCCGGCCGGGUCGAUGCUCCUUAACGCAGCGUGUCCGGACCGGUCAGUUCUCGGCACGGUUAACGGCAUCGGUCAGAGCGUCUCGUCGGCAGCUAGGGCCAUCGGUCAACUAGUGAUGAUGGGCUGGCUGUACGGCGUGGGUCUAAAGGUUGGCAUGGUCGGUGUAGCGUGGUGGGCCAUGGCGGGAGUGGCCACGGCGGCUGCGGUGGCAGCGGCGUGUGUUCCGGUUGAACCCUCUAGUGAGAAGAGAGAAUUCAGUACACAUAGUUGUGUGGAGGCGGAAUGA
Pochonia chlamydosporia 170 is the source of this 336-nucleotide messenger RNA. RefSeq lists its product as hypothetical. Bases 1 to 336 code for a protein of 111 amino acids. The record is from RefSeq and is a predicted model, not a curated record. The transcript has a single exon. Lineage: Eukaryota; Fungi; Ascomycota; Sordariomycetes; Hypocreales; Clavicipitaceae.